CCCUAGCACAAACCAUGAACCAAAUCCUAAACCCUUACCCUAGCCCAAACCCUGAACCAAAUCCUAAACCCUUACCCUAGCCUAAACCCUGAACCAAAUCCUAAACCCUUACCCUAGCCCAAACCCUAAUUCGGGCCAUAGGAUGCACUCUUGCAACCCCAUGAGUGCUUUAGGAUCCCAAGUCUUCAGCCACCAUUCCCACAGGGAAAGAGUGAGUCUACAGUGACCCAGGACUCAAAUCCUCACAAACUCUUAGGCCCUGUAUGUGUGGCACUGUGUUCAGUGAACAUCGCUGUAAGGUCACCCUGCAUAUGCAUUCUACAGUACUGGGACCAUUAUUUCAUGAAGAACACUAUUUACACGCAUCCACACGCUUUCCGUGGUUUUUAUUUGACAGAUAAUGCAGGCAACAAGGGCACCUGGGAGCGAUUCACUGCUGUGACGAGUGACAAAGUUCAUUUUUAGCCUUUCUGCUUUACAGUGGGAACGCACAAGGAAUGGAAUUCUUGUCAUAACUGUUGUCAUGGCAAUAGCUAGAGCUGCUCCAUCAGUUCUCUCGAGCGAGCGCUCGCUGCAGAGCCAGACCUGCCAGAGCCUCACGAGGCAAGAUGGGGCCGCCGGAAUCCUGUCUAUGCAGAUAAGCUCCCGACAUAAAACUGCCCUAAUAACCAAACAGCAUUCCCAGGGUCGAGGCCGAAACGGGAAUUCCCUGGGCCGAGGCGGAAAGCCGAGCGGAAUCUCCGCGGUCCGAGGAUUCCCAGGAAUGUCGCCUCGUUUUUCACUGGCCGAGUAUCCGGCUGUCUGUGGGCAUCGGCACACGUUCAUUUUUUUUUUCUCUUUAAUCUCAAAUGUCUGAAAAAUAAAUAUCAAUCUAACGGAAAAGGAGGACAGAGGAAAGCCAAAAUGGAGGGGAAAAAAAGGAAUGAGCCACCUCACCUGAUCAUGUUGUCAUAAUAAUAAUUAUUAUUAUUAUUAUUGACCAGGGCCUAUUAAGUGUUGAAAUGUAUUUAUUUGCUCAUUUACUUUUCCCUCAUACACAGCGAACCCUGUGGUGACAACCUGCACUUUCUGCUCCAUGCAGCGCUUGACCACCAGCGAUGACCUUUUCCUGACAUGGCCACCGUGUGGUGUGUAUAAAAGCUCCGCAUCAGAAACCUGCGAGCAGCGCGUUUCAGAGCUGGGAGCGCACUCUGAUGAAUCCGCAUGCUUUGGCUUUGUUCCUUCCUGGUAAACGGAAAUGCACCACAGGCCUGCGGCACACUGCGUUAUCCAUACCGCCCUGAGCAGGUAAGGCCACAACUGCACAACGACCGACUCGUGCGCUGCACGGACAUGCGCGCGCACGCAAAGACAAAGCCGUACAAAUCCAGCGGCCGCCGCCGUCUGUUAAAGGACAGCCAUGAGCCGUCUGAAUGAGAAACAGCCAUCUGACAUCCUGACGCAUUCACCGGCCAAUGAAUCACACCAUUCUUUCUGGGAAGGCAGAUUCCAAAGCCGGCCUUAUAAUGGAUAUGGAAAUACGGAUAAGCACUUAUAUCCCACCGAAGGAUAUAGGAGUUUGAGCUGUUAAAAGCCUGGGGGUUCGAGUGAAAUCACAGUCGGAAACAAACGCAUCUUUAUGACGGAGAAACGGGAGAGGCACAAAACGGCCAUUGUUCAUCUUUAAGGCUGCCGAGACGAUCGGAGACCGAUAAGCCGGCAAAUAUUAGAACAAGUCCGGGCGCAAAUUACUUCAGUUCCUUCAACCGUAGAGCACACCGACGGGAAAACAAGAAUUCAGUUACAAACUUUUAAAUUAUCUCUAACUAAAACCGCCCAAAAACACCAUGGAGCACAGCUCUUGUAUUUUCAAAAAAAAAAAAAAAAAAAACUUGAAUAAUUCAUCAGAUUGCUUUCUUUUUAUCGCACGUCAUUAACACUGGUCUAUAACUCAUUUGUGAAUCAUCCUCCAGAUAAGAGCAGCUAACAAGUGGCUUCUCACAGUGAAUGCAUAAUGGUCAGAAAAUUGCACAGGAUGUAGCAACAGUGAUCUUUAAACCGUAUUAGUCAUGUAUCAGUAUCUGUUGUAUUGUGAAACAACUGAAUUUCAGACCAGCCAUCUAGGCCAAGUUGUGGGCGACAAAAUGGUAUUGCAUUUCGCCCCGGUUAGCUUAUGUGCCAUUAAAAUUAACCUGCUUUUGUGGGUGGCUUGACAGAAAUGAACCUGCAAUGAUCGUUUCACUGUGGCAACCUGGGAAACUGAACAAAACAAUCCAAAGUGAGUUCAGAAGUUCUGCAUUGUUCACUUGGAGGGCGUCCUGUCUCCGUAUCUCUGGUCCAUAUGAAAACACAGACAAGUUCUUCAGUCAUUCGGCUUCUUCGUAGACAGACAACCGUCCACCCACCCAUCCGUCCCCCCUCCAGGCAAGAGAACACAUGCUGCCACACGCAAGCCUCAUGUUUUAAGGAACACAUUUAUGAAGCAGCACUCAAGACAGCGCUGGACUGUGCAAAACAAGAUUAGCAGUGAAUCAGACAGUGGGUCCUGAAGACAGAAAACAGAGGCAGAUGGGUCGUUGGAUGGGUUUACAGACAUGCAGACGCUUAUACUGUUAGUCAGAUAUUCCUGCAUUAUGAAACAUGGCAUCUUAUUGAAUCUUAAUAAUCUAACAAUUUCACCCUCUUCUUUCUCUCAUAAACUCUUGGUCUUAAUGACAGCGCAAACACAAACGGCCAGUGGAGGAAUCCCUGUUGUGAUAUUAAAAUUCCGACAAAUAUGCUCUUAUUUCUGUCCAAUAUUUCUAAAGACAAAAUUCACCGUCUAGAUAAUAUCCAGUGAAAUGAUCAUCACGCGAUCGAAUCGUGCACCUUCACGAGUGACUGACACGCGGCACAGUUGUACAAACGGUUAAAAAGGAGGAGUCAGUUCACAAAGCUUGGAACUCCUGUCCAGCUACACGCACGACAACGCCACCCGCUCGUGAUCACGGCUCUCUUCUCUACAGACGCGUACGAUUUGAAGUUUACGCACAACAGGAACGGGAACGCGAACGGACGGUCGUGCUGCUCGACAGUUCGGAGUGAUGGAUACGCGUCACUGGAAAGAAAACGACGAGACGCGACGGCGAUUCCCUUGAAAAUGUGUCCAAAGUAUACAGCUUAUACUGACAAACGGAUCGAGACGGCAGAUGGAAGGGUUUGACAGACCCUCGACCUAACCGUGUAAACAGACGCCUAUGGCAAUGAAUAUGGAUCGCAGCGUCUUCACAACAUAAUCAAAGGAUCUACAUGCGUUAUCUGACAAAUCCCGUCGGGACACGCGUGGCAUGAAAAGGGAGACCCGCGGGCAGGAAGCGCGGGAGUAGCGGGGGUCAGAGGUCGGAGGACGGCGAGGGCGCGCGGAUGGUGUUGGCGGGACGCCUGCUGGUUUCGGGAGCGCGGAGCGCGGAGGACGGCUCUGCCCGGCCACGCCCGGGCGGGGCAGCAUGGUGAUGUCGCAGGGCACCUACACCUUCCUGGCGUGCUUCGCGGGUUUCUGGCUGGUGUGGGCGCUGGUCGUCAUGCUCUGCUGCUUCUGCAGCUCCCUGCAGCGGCGCCUCAAACGCAGGCGCCAGGCCCGGGUUCGAGAGCACUGCCUGCGCACGCUGGAGACCGAGCCCCUGGAGUGCCGCGGGUACCCCGCCAGGGACUACCCCGCCGGAGACUACCCCCCAAGAGACUACCCCCACAGGGACUACCCCGCCGGAGAGUACCCCCCAAGAGACUACCGCCCCAGAGAGUAUACCACCGGAGACCACCCCCCCAGAGACUACCCCCACAGGGACUACCCCCUUGGAGAGUACCCCCCAAGAGACUACCCCCCCAGAGAGCCGCCCCCCCACUUCUGCCCCCCACACACCCUGCCCCCACACCUGCCCCCCAGCACCUGGACCAGCACUCAAGAAACGGAUGCUUUUGGACAGCCCCCCUGCUACGAGGAGGCCGUGCUGAUGGAGGACCCCCCCCCACCGUACAGCGAGGUCCUGGCUGACCCCAGGACUGGGACGUACACCAAGCCCGCGUCCGGGACGUCCCGCAAACAGGCGGACACAAAGACGAGCAAGGCGGGGCCGGAGGCGGGGCUGGAGGCGGGGCCGGAGGCGGGGCUUCCCGAGCGCCCGUUCUCCUCGCUGAUCCGGCUCCCUGUGGACGAGCACUGGGACUCGCUGGGGCGGCUGCUGUCCGCCAUGGACCUGAAUCGAAACAACCUGCCCCCCGCCCCCAGCCACGCCCCCGCCCUCGCCCACGUGCACCUGCCCCGGGGGGGCCGGACGAACUCGGAGCUGCGGCUGGAGCACACCUGCACCCUCCCCACCGCCUUCCCCCUUUUCGGCAGGAGCACGGCCGUGUGAGCCCAUGGGCGGGGCAGCAAGGGGCGGGGCAACAAAUGGACGGGGCAACAAGGGGCGGGGCACCAGGACUGAGCCCCUUCCACCACCGUCUCUGAGGGAAAGCCCUUUUUCCUCCUCUUAAAUUUGUCACCCACUUCCUACAGCAGAGGGAGGGUCGUGCUGUGGGGGGGCGGGGGGCAGACAUGGGCAUAGUUUAGGGGAAGUAGAAACUGCAGGGGCGGAGCCUCUUUGUUGCCAGGGCUACAACAGCCCCUCAUAAGGACAGCGACUGCAGCCUGACGUAGUGACGCCAUUUUGAGUUUACUGGGGAACCGUUUCCAUGGCGCCAGGAGCACAUGACCCCAGACGCCCCCCUCUCCCCCACCUCCUCUCCACAUCUUGUGCGCGUUUCUCUUGUCUGAUAGAAAUAUAGCACAGAAAUAAAACUGCAAUGCUGUCUUUGUAAACUGUAGUUAUAGCAAAAAAAGAAGUUAAAAUAAAGUGAAAUAUUCAAAUAUCUCCUAAAGCAAUUACUUCAUGCUGCUCUUUCAUUCAGACGCUCCAAACUGAAUGAUAAAACUUAAUUGCUACAUUAUUUUGUAUAGGUAAAUAUGUAAUUAUAAAAACGGUAUGGGACUUUAUCCCAUAAACACGUUUUUUUUUCCUGUGAAAGGUUGUUUGAAAGUAAUUUCCUGCUGUUGAAGAGAGUCGGGAAGUUUGUGAGGAAAAGCAUGUUCAGUGACUGCUGUCUGUUAGCCUGUCGGCUCUGUGACAGGCAGAGCGCAUUAUUCCUGAGCUCCAUGUGACAUGGGCGGGGGGGGGUGGGGGCGGACCCCUCUCCUGUGGUUAGAACAGCAGAGUUUAAAUAAUGCACAUACCACUGCUCACGGAUUUCCCCUCAUUCUCCUUUUCCAUUUCUAUUCAUUUCUUACGCUUUCUCCCGCCUCCAUUUUGUUUUCCUGUCCCUCGAGCGUUCCUUUAAGUCAUGAAAUGCUCAAUGCUACGUUCAGGCAUGCUAAGAUCCUCUCUUAAAAGGCUGCGGGGAAAAAAAUCAUUUUUGUUGUCCAUGGAAAAAAAAUGGAAUCAUUCCCGUUUUCGUUUGUCAUUUCGUUUCUGAGUGGCCUUCCGUUUAAUCAGGAAAACACCUGAAAAAGUCCUGAUCACAGAGAGCAACGAGCAGGAAUCAAAGCACGCAACAGAUUCAUCAUCCUCUCUCACAUACAGCCGGUGAAGGGUUAAUGGAGGUUUAUGUUCAGUACAGUGAGCAUUUCCUUGGCUGAAAGGUUAUUUCAGUCCUCAGUAUUGAUUUUAGUUUAAAAUAACCCUGAUUCUUUCCCCUUCACCGUACUUUUGAGAUAAACAGUUUGAUAUCCAGCUUUAUUUAGUGUCAGUUAUCUUUUCACAAAGGCCCAGAAGCAUUUUGCUGGAAAGUGGCUCUCUCUUCAAACUGCAGAGCUGGGUUAAAUUACACUGCCGUCUGCACUGAAGGAUGCAUUAAUGAGGUGCUUACCUACACAAUCAUACCUGUUUUUAGCAGGGAAAAAAAAACUUUUUGUCAGAAAAAAAUGUAUUAUUAUUAUUAUUUAUUUAUUUUUUUUUUUUAAGUAUUAGCUUUAGACAAUCAUUUCAUUGAUAAGGAAAAAUUUGUCCAAUUUGAAAUGUUCUUUUGGAGGGCUGUCAGGCUCAGACAGUUUUCUUAUUUUAUUUUUAACGAUGACUAUCCAUGGAUAUGCACUGCAGAAGCGUUGAUGAAACUGAGUGUUUAAAAUCGAGGGUGCUACUCCUCGCCUUUUAUUGAUUGAUUCGUAUUAAUUUAAGGUGGAGUAUGAGGAAGUGUUUGGGUUGGACACAUUCCUGUCAGCCGAGUAGGCUAUUUAUAAUGUAAGAUUCUGCUUUAUGAAUAAUGCAAGUCAUAUUCACGGUGGGCAUCGGGGAAAAUACUUCAUAUUCAGAGUGUACGUGAGAUUAAUUUGCUCUGUAAUCGAGCUGAUAACCCGUGCAGUCUUUUCUAUCUGCUGGACUGCCUCUGAAUUUGUACGGCAUUCUCUGUUUGUUUUGGGUCCAGUCUGUUUGAAGCUCCUGAGGAACAGACAGUGAUGUCAUCCUGUUGUGUUGCCGUGCUGCUAGGCAACCCAGUGACAGCAGUCCAAUACCGUUUACCUGUUGUGCAGCCGUGGACUUCUUUGUUAAAUAUUUGCAUAUGUUUGGAGGUGGGAAUUUCUGUCCGUUUUUUAUUUUUAUUUUAUUCAUGUAAUGGUUAUUAAUGAUUUAUUUUUUGAGCAAAGGACCGAUGGACUGAACUGCAGGUCUGUCAAAGAGGGCGUGGCUGCAGAUCGGCAGGUUUAUCCAAAAAGGCCAAUUCGCACAAAGUCAUCCUGCCCAUGGAUGUGAUGUGUCCUUAACCCCAACGAGCUGACCCCACCCUGAAUAUGUCAACCGAUGUCUGAUACUCAAGGUAGUCUCAUCAGGCAGAGCAAAGAUAAGACAGAUGGGGUGUGCGGUCCAUUGACAGGAUUUGGAUGUGACUGCUUUUCGGACAGGCCUGCAUCCCACAUCUGCAGCCUGAACCUACGGGGUCCGCCCUAAAAUACAGAGGAGCGUACGCUUCAUCUGGAUGCGACCCAACUUUAAAAAUGUUCAGCAGGGUUUGAAACAAAAACAGACUGCCUUUAUAAUUGCAAGGAAGACUUAAACUGAAGUUUAAUUUCUGUUUUAAUUUUUUUAUAUUUCUUUUUAAAAAAACAUAUUUUCAGUUUUAGUGUAUGUUCUCAGGAGGAUAUCUUUUUAAAUGUCCUUCUUUGCACACAAAUGCUGCCUGGACCAAUCAAAAACAUACACUAAAAAUGAAAUAAAAUAUUUAAAG
Messenger RNA from Anguilla rostrata (American eel), 7212 nucleotides. RefSeq names its product proline-rich protein 7. The record is from RefSeq and is a predicted model, not a curated record. Bases 3465 to 4370 code for a protein of 301 amino acids. The transcript is spliced from 3 exons. Lineage: Eukaryota; Metazoa; Chordata; Actinopteri; Anguilliformes; Anguillidae.